CAUGCCACUGCAAACAUAUGGAAAACAUUCAACCGUAGUUCAACCUGUACAUUUUCGUAGUGAUCAAAGUUGACCUAUUGCAUUGUUAAAAAGAUAUGGAUUGGAAAUAUAUUCUUUCUUUGGAUCCCAACGAAAUUAACGAAGAUGCCAAGGAUGAACUCUUCAAUACAAUCACGUGGUUUGAAGUGGAAGAAGAGAGCGGGAUGGAUUUGAAAAGAUGCAAGGCAUUGCUUCGUGUCAGUCAACAAGUACUGAAAUACAAGGGAGAACAAGUUGAAACUUUACUCCAUGAGUUAGAGGAAAAUGCAGUUCGGCAAGGGGAAGAGGAAGCAAAACGAUUGGAGUCGGAGGCUGACGUUAGGUCCAUUAGGUCAUCGAGAAAAUCAACGUCUAUUGAAUACGAAAAUCUAGAACAGAAAUACAUAGAAUUGAAGGCUAAAUAUAAAAAGGCACUGAAGGUUAAUGAGAAACAAUCGUCUGAAAUCUACAAGCUAAAUAAUAUUGUGAAAAAGCUCACUCAGGAAAAUAAAAGACUCGAAAAUGAAUUGAGAACAAGACCCUCAUCCGAUAUUAGUAGCGAGUCUGACGUAUCUGAGUCUGUCAAAGAUAGACAAAGGGAGUUAUUAGAAACGAUUCAGAAUAAGAACAAACAAAUAUCUGACUUGCUAAAUGAUAUUGAGGAUGUGGAAAAAGAAAAUUCAGUUCUGAGAGAUAAACUUACCACUGUCAGAGAUGAAUUGGCGUUAGCUACAAAAGAAAUAACCUCUAUGACUAAGUUGCUAAAAGAAAAAGAUGGAACUAUACUAGAAAAUACUGAGCAAUUAAGUAAAGCUAAAGAACAGUGCGAAAACGCUAGGAAAGCAAAGCUAGAAUUAGAAGAUGAAUUGAAAACGACAACAAUACAGCUGAACACCAAAUUAGAUGACUUGCAGACACUUUUGGACAAAAAAGACAAAGAAAUACAUAAUCUCAAAUCCCAUCUGAGAGACCAAAGUUUGAAUUCCUCAAUAUCAAGUCUUCCUAAAGACGAUCCAGAUGUAUCGCACUUGGAAGUUCUCAAAAAGAUCCUCCGUGAAAGAGAGGAUCAACUCUUAGAACUUCAAAGUCAACUUAGAGUAGCUACAAAAGAGAUACAAAAGAAUACUGAUGAGAUGAAGAGUAUUAAAGUAGAAAAAGACAGAUCUAGGAGCAAAAUCAGUGAGCUGGAGGACAGUGUCAACGAGUUAAAGAACCAGUUGCAAAUAGGCCACGAAAGGUGUCAGAAACUGCAAGAUGAAGUUGCUUUUGCAGAAAAAGUAGCUGAAGAAAAGGAAGCGGAGGUUCAAGAAGUAUUGGACAAAAUAGAAAAAGCAGAGGUUGCAGAAUAUUUGCGGCAGGUUCAUGAACUCAAAUCAACUAACAGAUUGAAAGAGAAACAGAUAAUUAACUUGGUAAAGACCUCCAACAAGCUUCAAGAUAUUUGCGAACAUUUGGAGAGGCAAAAUUAUGCUUUAAGGCAUCAGCUGGGAAUUUCAGAAGACGAACAAGUGGAUAUUAGUAUUUCAACUCAGAAAGAACGGAAGGUCCAAAAAGAAAUAGACCAUCUGAAGCAGAAAAUUUCCAAGAGAGAAGAUUACGUACUGACGCUGAAAUCUGAAAUCCACCAGUUGAACCAGGUGAAUGCGUCCUUGACCAAUCAGAUCUUACAGCUGGGUCAUAAGCCUGUUUAUGGCAAAUUGUCUAGUGUACCAGACGUGUCUUGUAAAGAAGAGCUCAAAGCGCUUGUCGAAGAAAACGAGGCACUUAGGAAAGGAAUGCACGAAAUAUUGAACAGCGUAAACGCAAAGAAAGCGGGGUCACUAAAGGAGAUCCAAUCAGGAACUUUGGAGCAGCUUUUGAGGGCGCUUGACGUCAAACACAUCUCGGGAUGGUAUCAUCCUGCGAUGAGGCUCCAAGCUGAGCUACAUAAUUUGGAAGGUAUUAACGCAGAACUGAGAGACCAGCUAAGAGAGAUACGAACUGAACUGAACAAAUAUAAAGAUGGUGAAAUUUCUGCAAAAAUUGAAAUCGACACAAAACCAAUGUCAGUUCGAGCAACUAGCGAUCCAACGGACUCUGUUGACGCAGAUCUGCAAAACAUUAAUCCAGAUAACGUGAAAGGUGUUCUCAAGAUGAUAUUUCUAAAAAUCAAAACUGAUGAUGCUGGACUCAAUAAACUGCAAGAUGAAUUCGAAUUAUCGUACUGCAAAAUGUUUGACGAGCAAAAAAAACUAACAGGCGAGCUGAAAGAAACAGAGGAUGGCUUGAAGCAAUUUCAGCUGAAAAAUCAAAUUAUCGAAGAAAAACUUAAUGUUCUCACUAAUAAUACAACUGAUGUUGAUAGGGUGACUAAAAUUGAGGAACUAAUAUCAGAAAAUGUUACACUUAAAAGAAAGGUAGUUUAUUUGGAGAAUGAAGUUAAAUCUCAGUGUAGUAAGUUGGAAGAAUUACAUAAAUACAUCAGAAACACUGAAAACAGUUAUCUCAACAAAAUCAAUGAUCUGCAAAAACAAAAUAAAAUCAUUGAAACAAACUUAUAUAUUCAAAAGAACAUUGCAGAUACAAGCGUUGAUAUCGAAGCUCAUAAGGAGCUAGAGACCAAUCUUAAAAACAUCACAGUGAAAUACAGAGAACUGGCCGAACAACUUAAGGAAGAAAACGAUGCAAGAUCCUUAGAAAUGCAAAUCCUGUGCGAAACCGAAAAGAGUUUAAAUGCGGAAAAAGUAGAGCUGAGUUCAAAACUCAUCGAUGCUCGGGCAAAAUUACAUUUGCAGGACGUUAGUUGUUAUGAAGAUAAAGCAGAAAAGCUUGCACAGAAGUUGUCGGAGGCAGAGGUGAAUGAAAUUACUGAACGUCAGCGAGCUAACCAUACCAACAACUUGUAUGAAUUAGUCAAAGAACAGCUGAACAAAUCAGAAGAUAGAUUCAAAGAUUAUUCAAAGUAUAACGAGGAGUUGCUGAAGAAGAAUCUGAUUUUGCAAGAGCAGCUGAAAGACGUGGAAACCGUUGUAAGUGAUUAUGUAGACAAAGCUUUGUAUAAGCAAGUGCAGCUGAAGAAUAAUGAACUUUUGCGAGAAAAGGAGAAGCUUGAGGUGGUAAUAUUGCAGCUGGAAAAAGAUAGCAUGCAAAGGAGAAAAGAUUUCGAAAGUAUCACAUUAUGGACUGAGUCCAAAGAGCAAGAGUUAUUGAAUCUAAAGCAUCAGAUAGUAGAUUUGAUCGCAGCAUCUGAAGAAAACAUUGUUAUAUCACAGCUGAAUAGUGAUAUACUCCAGUAUAAACAAAGUCAGACUUUUUACAAGAAACAAGCAGAGGAAUAUAAUAAAGAAUUGGAAAGACUAAAGGAAGAUAUCGUAAAGCAAAAUGAAAUCGUUCAAAAAGAGAAGGCUGACUUGGUGGAAAAGGAAGCUGCACAUGGUAAAAAGAUUGGACACCUGCAGAACCUAUUGAAGAUGCAGAAAAUACAGUAUCUGGGCUGUGUUCCUCUAAGAUCGGAAGAAGCUUACAUCAGCAAUCUGAGGAUCAUAAAUAGAGAAAAACACGAAGCUUUCCUCGCUCUCCAUAGAGCUAGAAGUUUGGAAAAUGAAGCACAGGUGUUCAAAGAAAAACUGAACUUAGAUUUGGAUUAUUUAAAAAAAGAGAGAGAAUUACUUUCAGGAAUACAUAAAAAGGAGUAUCAAGAGGCCAUCACGUGGAUGCAGGAAAAGAAAAAUUUACAAAUUAGCGAACUUCGCUAUAAACGCCAAUCCGAAUUUAAAGAGUCUCAAAUACAGCAUUUCUUAGAAAGGAUAAAGAUUCAAGAUGAACAAAUUGCAAAACUGGAUGAAGAUGUGCUACUUUUGCACAAAUCCGUUGAUACUAAUACAGUGUCUAAAGAAGCUCUGACAGAGCCAGAAACGAAAUCUGCUUAUCAGACAUACUCAAAAAUAAACAGUAGAUCUGUUGAGACACAAACAGAUCUAGAAGUGAUUCCGGUUAAGGAUAACAAACAAGAGCUGGUUAACAUUAAGUGUGAUUUGCUGAGAGCGCAGGAGGUUUUGAAAGAGAAAGAACACGUUAUUGAUCAGCUGAAGAGUAAGAUGAAGUGGCACUUAGCGUUAUGAUUUCACCAUCAUUUGGAACAGACUUUGAUGGAUCUUCAGCUUCUUUGACCAAUUUAACUUCAGUACCACCCUGCACGUCAUCUCCUGAGACGUUGUCUUCAACUUCAAUUCCACAUUCUGAUAACGAAAUUCCUUCACUUUCAUUAAGAAAUUCUUCAAUUUGGUGAGAAUGAGAUGGCGAUUAAUCUAUUCAGGAAGCAAAUCGGAGACAAGCAAAGUCAAAUUAGUUUUUAUGAGAGACACAUCGUGGAAUUGCAAAACAAGAAGGAUGAAAUAAUGAAUUCUAGUGGUGGUGCCGGAGGUGACAAUAUUUCUGUUGGCACCGAAACUCAAUUACAGAAUGAACUUAUAGCGCUGAAGGGUUCUAUAAAGGAUCUUCAAGACAGACUAAGUUCAAAAGAUGAAGAAAUUAUAAAGUAUCAAACGCUAUUGAAAGUCGACAGAGACAAGCAUAGUUUAGCAGCUGCAAGUUUGCAAGAAGAGCUACAAAAGCUGAAAGCCUGCCUUCUGGAGGAAAAGCAUAAGAAUGAAAGUCAGAAAGAGACUUUGCAAACAGCAACCAAUAGAGCUGCUUUGGAACAGUAUAUUUCACAGGUGCAUGCACUGGAAAAGCACACCUCAGAGUUGCAUACCAAGAUAUCAAGCUUGGAAGCCCAACUUCAAUCCAGCAGAGAAGAGAACGUGAGGUGGAUGUCUUUGGCCAAUGACAGACUCAAAGCCAUGGAGGAACUGCGAAACAGGU
This is a messenger RNA of Acanthoscelides obtectus, 4860 nucleotides long. The record is from the annotation of a GenBank genome assembly. Lineage: Eukaryota; Metazoa; Arthropoda; Insecta; Coleoptera; Chrysomelidae.